This is a messenger RNA of Leishmania mexicana MHOM/GT/2001/U1103, 507 nucleotides long. RefSeq lists its product as hypothetical. The transcript has a single exon. Gene Ontology annotation, molecular function: heme binding. Bases 1 to 507 code for a protein of 168 amino acids. Gene Ontology annotation, cellular component: membrane; intracellular membrane-bounded organelle. The record is from RefSeq and is a predicted model, not a curated record. NCBI's taxonomy places the organism in Eukaryota, Euglenozoa, Kinetoplastea, Trypanosomatida, Trypanosomatidae.
AUGCUUAGCGAUUUGCUAUUUCUUAGCGGGUUCAGGAAGCGUUGGCCUAUUAUCGGCGAGGAGGAGAUCCGCAUGCACAACACGCGGCGAUCUUUGUGGAUUGUCUCUGGGAACUCAGUAUACGAUGUGACAGGGGUGCUAGGAUCGCAUCCGGGCGGUGAGGCGGCUAUCCUGCGGCGUGGCGGCGGAUCGAAAAACUGUGAAGCCGACUACACGUUUCACAGCCGCUACGCACGGCAAGAGUGGGACAAUCGCAAGAUAGGGGAAAUCACACCUGAGGUUGCUCUGAGACUGUUCCCACCGCGUACCGGGGCGCACGAGGAGAACACCCGAUCUGUCACAGCAUGCACUGCAGGAUCGCCACCCGUGGGUAUCUCGCAAGCUCACAUGAACAGCGGCGAGGAGAGCCAUACGCGCACGGUCGACACGUACGCUAGCACCACAGCAACACCGGACCAGCAGUAUCGUCGCACCGAUUUCUCACCGUGCCCACAGCGGUUACGCUGA